CUGGGAGGCGUUAGUAGCAUUGCCCAAGACUCCCAGGAGUGGUAGGAAUUGUUUCUGCCUGAGGAGACGCUCUGCAGCCUGGGCUCUGUGAGACUGACGUGGCGGUCAGCUGGAGUGAGUGUUGGGGUCCUGGGGCACCUGCCUUACAUGGCUUGUUUAUGAACAUUAAAGGGAAGAAGUUGAAGCUUGAAGAGCUAGGAUGGCAGUCAACAAAGGCCCCACCUUGCUGGAUGGAGACCUCCCUGAGCAGGAGAAUGUGCUACAGCGGGUCCUGCAGCUGCCGGUGGUGAGUGGCACCUGCGAAUGCUUCCAGAAGACCUAUACCAGCACUAAGGAAGCCCACCCCCUGGUGGCCUCUGUGUGCAAUGCCUAUGAGAAGGGCGUGCAGAGCGCCAGUAACUUGGCUGCCUGGAGCAUGGAGCCGGUGGUGCGCAGGCUGUCCACCCAGUUCACAGCUGCCAAUGAGCUGGCCUGCCGAGGCUUGGACCACCUGGAGGAAAAGAUCCCAGCCCUCCAGUACCCUCCGGAAAAGAUUGCUUCUGAGCUGAAGGACACCAUCUCCACCCGCCUCCGCAGUGCCAGAAACAGCAUCAGCAUUCCCAUCGCGAGCACUUCAGACAAGGUCCUGGGGGCCGCUUUGGCUGGGUGCGAGCUCGCCUGGGGAGUGGCCAGAGACACUGCGGAAUUUGCUGCCAACACUCGAGCUGGCCGACUGGCUUCUGGAGGGGCCGACUUGGCCUUGGGCAGCAUUGAGAAGGUGGUGGAGUACCUCCUCCCUCCAGACAAGGAAGAGUCAGCCCCUGCUCCUGGACACCAGCAAGCCCAGAAGUCUCCUAAGGCCAAGCCGAGCCUCAUGAGCAGGGUUGGGGCUCUGACCAACACCCUCUCUCGACACACCAUGCAGACCAUGGCCCGGGCCCUGGAGCAGGGCCACACCCUGGCUAUGUGGAUCCCAGGAGUGGCGCCCCUGAGCAGCCUGGCCCAGUGGGGUGCCUCAGUGGCCAUGCAGGCGGUGUCCCGGCGGAGGAGUGAAGUGCGGGUGCCCUGGUUACACAGCCUCGCAGCCGCCCAGGAGGAGGAUCAUGAGGACCAGACAGACACGGAGGGAGAGGACGUGGAGGAGGAGGAAGAAUUGGAGACAGAGGAGAACAAGUUCAGUGAGGUAGCAGCCCUGCCAGGCCCUCAAGGGCUCCUGGGCGGUGUGGCACAUAACCUGCAGAAGGCCCUCCAGACCACCAUCUCGGCUGUGACAUGGGCACCUGCAGCUGUGCUGGGCAUGGCAGGGAGGGUGCUGCACCUCACACCAGCUCCUGCUGUCUCCUCGACCAAGGGGAGGGCCAUGUCUCUAUCAGAUGCCCUGAAGGGUGUUACUGACAAUGUGGUGGACACGGUGGUGCAUUAUGUGCCGCUCCCCAGGCUGUCGCUGAUGGAGCCCGAGAGCGAAUUCCGGGACAUCGACAACCCGCCCGCCGAGGUCGAGCGCCGGGAGGCGGAGCGCAGGGCGUCAGCGGCGCCCUCCGCCGGCCCGGAGCCCGCCCCGCGCGCCGCACAGCCCCGCCGCAGCCUGCGGAGCGCGCAGAGCCCCGGCGCGCCCCCCGGCCCGGGCCUGGAGGACAAGGUCGCCACGCCCGCAGCGCCGCGCCCGGCCUUCCCGGCCGUGCCCCGCGAGAAGCCGAAGCGCAGGGUCAGCGACAGCUUCUUCCGGCCCAGCGUCAUGGAGCCCAUCCUGGGCCGCGCGCAGUACAGCCAGCUGCGCAAGAAGAGCUGAGUCGCCGCAUCCGUCGCCGCACCCCGGGCGGGCGGGUUUCUCUAACAAACAGAACCCGCACAGCCCAGGCGAGCGUUGCCGCUUUCAAAAUGGUCCCCUGGGGACCCCAGCCUCAUUCCGAUGAUGCUGCCGAGGCACACGUUUUUUUUUUUUUUUUUUUUUUUUUUUAAGCAUCCUUUUGGGGCUUUACCCUCAGAGCCAGUUUUUAAGGGACACCAGAGCCGCAGCCUGCUCUGAUUCUAUGGCUCGGUUUUUACUAAAAGAGUAAUUGCCUAACUUGAUUUUUCAUCUCUUUAACCAAACUUGUGGCCAAAAGACAUUUGACUGUUUCCAAAAUUCA
Messenger RNA from Macaca mulatta (Rhesus monkey), 2108 nucleotides. RefSeq names its product perilipin 1 (gene PLIN1). NCBI's taxonomy places the organism in Eukaryota, Metazoa, Chordata, Mammalia, Primates, Cercopithecidae. Gene Ontology annotation, biological process: lipid metabolic process. The record is from RefSeq and is a predicted model, not a curated record. Gene Ontology annotation, cellular component: lipid droplet.